Molecule: messenger RNA, 1119 nt
Organism: Pollicipes pollicipes
Lineage: Eukaryota; Metazoa; Arthropoda; Thecostraca; Pollicipedomorpha; Pollicipedidae
Product: muscleblind-like protein 2
Exons: 3
Coding region: 284-610 (108 amino acids)
Biological process (GO): regulation of RNA splicing
Cellular component (GO): nucleoplasm; cytoplasm
Molecular function (GO): RNA binding; metal ion binding
Source: RefSeq, a predicted model, not a curated record
CCGCCUCAUCCUUCGCCAUCACCUUUACCCGCUGGCCCUUUCCUCGGCCCGGCUCCUGCUGACCUGGCCCGCUGUCUGCGCUCUCGUCGGAAUGGCGCCGGCUGUGGCUUUGAACCGGCGACGGCCCGUCUCAACCGAAACGCUACUUGUCAACACUCGUCGGCCGCAUCUCUGCCGGAAUCGACCGCACUUGGCCACUCUUUCCCUGACUGGCGCGCCGGUCUGGAUCGUCUGCGAUCCGGGCGGCGCCUCCUGACCCGUGGCAUGGCUUCGACUCCUGUGCAUGCUGGCUGGGCUGGCUCGCCGCCGAACGCUAGGCAAUAACGCACACUCUGUGACAUACACGGAUAAUGUGGGACAGUUGCUGGACAACCUUCCAGUGUGCCAAGAUUUUAAGAAAGGAGCCUGCAUCCGGCCAGCCUGUAAAUUUGUGCACUAUGUUCCAGACUAUGUCGAGAUUACCAGCAGCAACCAGGUGACGGUGUGCCGGGACUCGGUGCGCGGCAAGUGCGCGCGGCCGCGCUGCAAGUACUACCACCUGCCGGUGCUGCCAACCUCGCCGACCGAGUCGGCGGCGGCGGCGCGCGCCGUCAGCUUCCAGCUGCUCUGAGCGCGCGCGGCGCCGAGCCCCGCGCCGUCACACAGACACAGAGCGACGCACGGAGCACGGCCGGCCGGCGGGCGGACCGCACAGGCACCCCGGGCAAAUCAAACCACUGACGCUGUGUGCUGUAGACAAGUCAGCCGGCUCCGCCGAAGCAGGGCGGGCGCGAAAUCAAACUAUCUGUGGGCGGGUGGGCGGGGGUGGGGGCUGUGGCCGGCGUACGGCCGUGUCGGUCGCGGCUCCACCCAGCAUGAGGCCAGGAUCGGGCCGCGACGCACGCCGCCCACCCUUUGAACUUAAGUGAUAGUUCAUGUUAAAGUGUUCUCAUUUUGUAUAGACAAGUACCUUAUCGGAGCUCUUCAAAAGAGUGUUAGAUAGCGCGCGGAUAUUUGGGUAUUGGAUGCCACAAGGUGGAGAGGGGGCGGGCCCGACUCCGCCGGGACAGUCAGGUCGCGGGCUGGCGCCGGGGCCGCCCCCUGGGAGCGGCCAUCGACUGGGUUGUUUGUACAUAUUUA